AAGAGGAAUUAAAAAUCAAGAUAAAAGCAAUAAUAGUGAUGAGAAAGAUUUUAAUACAGAUGAAGAUAGCUUAGUUUAUGAUGAAUAUUAUGAGAAAGAUGAAAAAUUAAAUAUUAUACAAGAUUGGAAUUAA
Messenger RNA from Racocetra persica, 133 nucleotides. NCBI's taxonomy places the organism in Eukaryota, Fungi, Glomeromycota, Glomeromycetes, Diversisporales, Gigasporaceae. The record is from the annotation of a GenBank genome assembly.